ACCUACUGGUGUAGCUUCGGGUCAGAAUAUUUUCCAUGGCAUAGGCGAUAUUCCAGUGACAAAGUACACAUCAAGACAAAAGAAGUAGUUUAUUCUAAACCAUUCAUCUCAUUGAACCCAAUGGGGUUAGUUCCUUUGGGUGCAGUUGUGACCGUCCAGUGCAAGAAUACAGAGUACCGACUGGCAGAAUAUUAUCUCUUGAAAGAAGGGAGCCCUGAACCAACACAAGUAAAAAGAUCAGACGGGAAAGAAGUUGUAUUUUCCAUUGCCAAUGUCACUUUAUCGGAUGGAGGGAUCUACUGGUGUGAAUACAGAGACAGCUCAAGCCGGAGUGACCGAUACUCACACGCCAGUGACCGACUGUAUCUCAAUGUGACAGAUCCCAGUCUUGCCAAACCACUCAUCCAGAUGGAACCGAAGGGCCCCCAUGUUCUGGGUGCGAAUGUCACCAUCCAUUGUCAGGGGCCAGAAAAGGGUCUGACCUUCCUCCUCUACAGAUCAAUGGACUUGGCAGCCUCACAGAUAGCACAGCCAGACAGCAACACAACUACUUUCUCCAUCCUCACAGUCAGGGCAGAAGAUGUCGGGAACUAUACUUGCCAAUAUCAUGGCAAAGGAAACCCCUUUGUGUGGUCCGAGCCAACUGUGCCUAUGAAGCUGGUUGCGAAAGGCUGGUGGCUGACGGAGCUGUUUGGGUUGUCUGGAGUUACUAGAAAUGCGUAGCAUGCUUUGGGUCGUCUGCAGCCAACAAGACCUCCCUCCCGUUAUCUCCUUGGCUCACACCUCCAGCUGUUGCCUUUUCCUGAGAAGCAGCUUGCAAAGUCUGUGCUCUCCUAUCAGGCAAUGCCAAGUUGCUUUUAAAAUAGCUUUCCAGAGAUGUCAGUGAGGGGAGAGCUUCUAUAAUCUUCUGGCCGAGAACAUCAAAAGCAUGCCUUAAUGAAUCAAGGUUACGGGAGG
Molecule: messenger RNA, 957 nt
Organism: Pogona vitticeps (central bearded dragon)
Lineage: Eukaryota; Metazoa; Chordata; Lepidosauria; Squamata; Agamidae
Source: RefSeq, a predicted model, not a curated record